CGAAGCUUGACAGAUCUGUGUUUAUUCGAUUUUGGUGCGAAUCUCAUUCGCGUGUUGGUUCAGUUUUCCCAAAAACUUUGAAUUUUAAUGAAAAAUACCGUAAAUUCUAGUGAAAUUUUGUGUUAAGCAGAAACAGUAACAAUCAUUAAUACAGUUCCUGCCAAAUUUUGUCCAAUUCCAAUUCGUGGUCUUGAACGCUUGCCCCAGCAUCUUGCGUUCCGAUUCCUUUUGACGUCUCAGCUUUUGACCAUCGUCGCGCCAUGGCAGUGGAAAACGAAGACGAUCCGCAACAGGGUCAGCAACAGCGUCACCACAAAAUUCCCGUCCCGUCCAACUACCGCUAUGCGUCGAAGAUCCUGCGCCGGGUGGUGGAGGAACGAGCUAAUGUUAAAUCGCUGAUUUUGGAAGAGCGCCACAUCCGGAAGGGGAAAGGGUUGGCCAUUAUGGAUUUGAUUUUAGUCAAUUUGAAGCAGAUCGAUGAGAUGUUGCGGCGAACGGAGCUGCUCACGAAGGAACCUCGCUUGAACCCGUGGCUGGCGCGGGUCCUGAUUGCGGAGUUGAUCUUCGGCCGGGGCGAGCUGACCGGGGAGUCUCUUCCGGUGCAGUGCGUCAAACGCUACCGGGAGGAACUGCAGCAAGCGCUGGGCCAGCUGGAUGUGGCGCCGGCCAAACUGCUGGACUUUAAAGAACCUCGCUACGUUCGCAUCAAUACCAAUGUGCUGGCGCAGCCCGGUGCCAUUCGGCUGCUGCAGGAGGAAGGAUGGGUGCUGGUGGACGAGGAGUUUGAAAAAUAUGCCGAUUUCCUGGAGCGGGUGAAGAACUUGGGCGAUUCGGAGUUUAUCGUGGAUUUCCAUUUCAAGGAGAUGUUGGUGUUUCCCAACAGUGCCAAAAACUAUUGGGCACGUGCCGCGGAGUUGAAGCAGAAGUUUGUGCUGCAGAAUAAGGCCUGCAUCAUUCCAACCUAUCUGCUCAAUCCCCCGAAGAAGAGCGUGGUGCUGGACAUGUGUGCCGCACCGGGUUUGAAAACCACCCACCUGGCUAACCUGAUGAAGAACAAGGGUCGCAUUUACGCCGUCGAACGGGACCCGAAUCGGUACAAAUUGCUGUGCGACUAUGCGGCCGAUUUCGGCGUGAUCAAGGCCAUCAACGACGAUUGUAUGCUGAUCGGCGAGGAGCAAGCUCCGGGGGUGGAGUACAUUCUGCUGGAUCCCAGCUGUUCCGGCUCUGGGAUGGUCAGUCGGUUGAAGCUGAACGAAGAGUACGACAAACAAAGGUUGUACAAACUGGGGGGCCUGCAGUACAAAUUGCUCUGCCACGCGAUGAACGCCUUCCCGGCGGCCAAGCGGAUCGUCUACUCCACAUGUUCCAUUUUCCCGGAGGAAAACGAAGACAUUGUACAGGGAGCUCUCAAGCACAACGGCCACUUUAAGCUGGUAGACGCCAAGGAACGAUUGGACAAGGAGUGGCACAAUGUCGGUUCACCUGAUUAUCCCGGUAUCGGAGAGAAGUGCUUGUACGCUCGGUCGGAAAGUGACCUUACCAUUGGGAUGUUUGUGGCCGUCUUUGAACGGUGCGAAGAGGAAGAGUACAACGAGGUGUACUUGGCUCAAAAACAGAAGGAAAGCUACGAAAAGCUCUCUAAGAUGGGACACGGGGGAGAUUUUGGUCGUGGAAAACAGGACAAGGGCAAAAAGAGGAAGCAGUCUCAGUCGAACAAUGAUCAGGAACCGCAAGAACAACCAGAGGUUGUGAACAAUGCUACUUCGGAGGUUGUCGACAACGUUGCUUCGGAGGUAGCUACAGAGGCUAUCACGGCUAACUCCGAAGAUCCACCGAAGAAGAAAAAGAAGAAGUCAAAAGAUAAGCCAGCUGCCAUUGAAGAAGAACUAGUGGAAGUAGUUCAACCGGAGCAGCCGUCGGAAUUAGAAAACGGUGAACAUAUCAGUAAGAAGAAAAAGAAAAACAAAUCAAAGGAAGUAGCGACAGAAGAAAUUGACGAAAUCCAACUAGAAGUCGACGACUCUGCCGAGACUAAGAAAAAGAAAAAGAAGCGAAAGCAUAAUGACGUGGAACAGGAAAUAGAUCAGCAAGCGGACGAGGUGGAGCCCAUUGUGGAGGAAGUUUCCGAAAAGAAAAAGAAGAAAAAGAAAAAGAAGGAGCAGGAAUGUGUAGAUGAAUAAACAGAACCAUCUGAGCUAUUUUAUAAGAAGAAUAAAUUUAACGCAUACACUACCCGUCAUAAGUACGGACUCGCAAAAAGUAUUGCAACAAUAUUGCAUCACCCUGACUCACCUCGAUAUCUCCAAAACCCGAGGACUUUCAAAGAUGCUGUCUUCAGGAAAGUUAUUCAGAAGACCAAAAGCAACAACUUUUCCGAAGGCGGCAUUAAUGUAGGUGUUCUGGUUUUAUAGAUAUCGAGGUGAGUCAGGGUGAUGCAAUAUUGUUGCAAUACUUUUUGUGAGUCCGUACUUAUGACGGGUAGUGUACUUUUUAUAGUACAA
This is a messenger RNA of Aedes albopictus (Asian tiger mosquito), 2501 nucleotides long. RefSeq names its product 28S rRNA (cytosine-C(5))-methyltransferase. Gene Ontology annotation, biological process: rRNA base methylation. Lineage: Eukaryota; Metazoa; Arthropoda; Insecta; Diptera; Culicidae. Gene Ontology annotation, cellular component: nucleolus. Gene Ontology annotation, molecular function: RNA methyltransferase activity. The record is from RefSeq and is a predicted model, not a curated record.